Mytilus trossulus (common blue mussel) is the source of this 483-nucleotide messenger RNA. RefSeq lists its product as uncharacterized. NCBI's taxonomy places the organism in Eukaryota, Metazoa, Mollusca, Bivalvia, Mytilida, Mytilidae. The transcript is spliced from 4 exons. The coding region runs from base 57 to 422 and encodes 121 amino acids. The record is from RefSeq and is a predicted model, not a curated record.
UAAAGAAGAAGGCUUCAUAUAUCUUUCUUUUAAUAAUUGGUGCUAUUACACGUGCAAUGGACAUAAUAAAAUACAUCGUACACAUAUUUUUUGUAGGAAUAUUGAUUCCUGUGAUGGGAUACAAUAGCAUGAUUCCAAAGUAUCAAAAUAUAUUGAACGACGAAAAGAGUAAUAAUCAUCAAUUACAAAGAGAGAUGUUUAAACCAGAGGAAAAAUACGGUCUUGGUUUCAUGGAUAAAAUGAAAGUAAUUCAAUACAUGCAUGGAAAGGAAGUUGGAAAACGUAAUGAAAUGCCACAAUGGUUGGUUGAUGCUGACAAGGAAGACGAGUAUCUAGACAAUAAGAGUAGAAAAUGUCUGACAUCAUAUAAUGCAAUUGGAAAAUUAGAAAAAAAUUGUCAAAUAAUGGAAAUCCUGCGCUAGAGCAAAGAUGUGCAACUUUUAAUCCAAUAAAAAUAUAUGGAAAGAAAGCAAAUUUACAGAU